Messenger RNA from Electrophorus electricus (electric eel), 1184 nucleotides. It is a transcript of the gene eapp, whose product is annotated as e2f-associated phosphoprotein. The record is from RefSeq and is a predicted model, not a curated record. Lineage: Eukaryota; Metazoa; Chordata; Actinopteri; Gymnotiformes; Gymnotidae. Gene Ontology annotation, cellular component: nucleus.
UCAUUUUCUUGCUUUUCUUGUAUUAUUUUGGUAUUCGGUGUGAAGGAAAAGGUUGAGGUUGCAAUAAUAUAUAUAUAUUAUUUUUCCCCCCCCUCUGGACUAAAGACGCAAUGAACCGAAAAGAAGAUUAUGAUUCCUAUGAGAUUGAAGAACCAAGUGAUGAAGAAAGAGCAAACAGCAGUUCCGAAGAUGAGCUCGACGUUCUUCUCAAUGGAACACCAGAACAGAAGAAGAAGCUCAUCCGAGAAUACUUGACAGGGGAAAGCGAGUCAUCGAGCGGGGAUGAGUUUGAGAAAGAGAUGGAGGCAGAACUGAGUAGCACUCUUAAAUCUAUGGAGUGUGGCUGGUCCAUUCCAUCAACUCAAGGUGAAACCUCUGGGAUUGGCGCAGACACUUCAACGCAGAACACAGAAAGAACACAAAAUUCUCAGCAAUAUGACAGUAUAUACUUUGACUCAGAUUCAGAUGAAGACAGCUCAGCUGGUAUCUCCAAGAAUCAGAGAAGAAAGCAGCGCAUUAUACCUACAAAUGAUGAGUUAUUAUAUGACCCAGAUGAAGAUGAUCGAGAUCAGGCUUGGGUAGAUGCCAAGAGAAAAGAGUAUAGGUACAGGUGCCAGAGAAGACCAACAUCAUCUGUGCAGAACAGAAAAAAAUCCAAGCCUCUCCCAAGCAGUGAUGCUGUUCUAAACUGUCCUGCUUGCAUGACCACACUUUGUCUGGACUGCCAAAGACAUGAGAAGUAUAGGACGCAGUACCGAGCCAUGUUUGUGAUGAACUGUACAGUCAGUAAGGAUGAAGUGCUGAAGUAUAAAGCAGGUAAAAAGAAGAACCGGCGUGGUAAGAAAGGUCGUCACGACUCCACAGACACGUCCACAGAGGCCGGCACAACUGACUCCAGGUUGGCUGGAAUGGAUGAGGAAGAGAUAUAUCACCCAGUCAAAUGCACAGAGUGUUCUACUGAAGUGGCUGUGUUUGAUAAAGAUGAGGUCUACCAUUUCUUCAACAUCCUAGCAAGCUAUAGCUAAGCACAUAGCUGUUGAGGCUGAAAUCAAUGUAUAGAGCUUGAUAAUAAGACAUGAGAGAGGGGUGUAGGGAGGUGUGCUGGAAAAGGAUUUACUUUGUUUCUUACAUUUUUACUCAUGUACACAAAAUGUAAAAAUGUGUAUAAACGUUUCAUGUUUUAA